UUUCUCUUUUUCACUCCUCAUUCUGGUUGUGUCGUGUGUCAUGCCCUGCAGCCAUGGCAAAGGACCCCUUAGCAGAGGCGGGCUUCUAUUUUGAUGAGCUCAACAAGCUGCGGGUGCUUGAGCCUGAUGUCAGCCAGAAGACUUCAGAGUUAAAGGAGGAGUGCAAAGAGUUUGUGAACAAAAUCGGACAGUUUCAGAAGAUUGUCGGUGGUCUAAUUGAGAUGGUUGAUGAACUGGCAAAAGAAGCAGAAACGGAAAAAAUGAGGGCAAUUGGAGCCAGAAACCUGCUGAAGUCUGUGGCAAAGCAACGAGAGGCGCAGCAGCAGCAGCUUCAGGCUCUAAUAGCGGAAAAGAAAAUGCAGCUGGAGAGUGAGUCAUGUUCUUGUUUCAGGUACCGUAUUGAGUAUGAAGCCCUGUCCAAAGUAGAAUCCGAGCAGGACGAGUUCAUUGACCAGUUUAUUCUGCAGAAGUGAUGACACGACUCAGCAACACAGCAGCCUGUUUCCAGAGUGCCUGUACCAGUCCAGUUCCUCCUGCUGCAACCUCUUUUCUGAAGCUGCCAAUAAACUCCAGCUUUGACAAGAAAAGCAUACACACACAUCACCUGUUAACACCACUUAUCUCAGAUAUGGUUGUGUGUGAGACAGACAGCUGCUGACUGAAACAGCUGCAGCAACCCUGGGAUUUCCAGAAGCGGAGUCCUGGAAUACCUUUGGAACAUUCUGUUUCCAGAGUGCCUGUACCAACUGGAUUGGUGUCCAUGAUCACUUUAAGGGAGAUGGAGCUAUUUAUAUGCAAAAAAAAUAUUUAUAAUGAACAUUAUUUAUACUGAAAGAUUGCUAUGUAUAUCUAGUUUUAUUACCUUUUCUAUCGACUGUGUUGUAUUUGUAUUUGCAUGCAUUUGUAAAUAAGUUGAAUUUAAUACAAGCAGAUCAGGAUUCAUUCCAUCAUUCUGGUGAAACAGCCAGUCAUGUUUGUGUCAUAGUUGCAAUCUUCAUCAACCAUCCCGACAGUUUUACUUGAAAUGCUGUUUUCUGCUAAAAUGUUGCAGAUGAGUUGGUAAUGUUUUAUAUCCAUUCCAUAUCAUAUUCAGAAUGGCUUAAAUAAAGCAUUUUGAAACUUCCA
Molecule: messenger RNA, 1125 nt
Organism: Poecilia latipinna (sailfin molly)
Lineage: Eukaryota; Metazoa; Chordata; Actinopteri; Cyprinodontiformes; Poeciliidae
Gene: ift20
Product: intraflagellar transport 20 homolog (Chlamydomonas)
Exons: 4
Coding region: 54-473 (139 amino acids)
Biological process (GO): cilium assembly; protein localization to cilium
Cellular component (GO): non-motile cilium; ciliary basal body; neuron projection
Source: RefSeq, a predicted model, not a curated record